UGCGCAAGCCCAGAAACCACGAGCUGCCCACGCCCCCGGCUUUGGCCUCUCCCCCGCUCUCCUUUGCUACUACUUCACCGUAUAUUAUACGCUUCCACCAGAGAUCACAUAGGACAGGAGUAGCUCCACGAUCAAAAGCCAAGUAGCCAACACGACGAGAGACCGCAGAGCUCCUGUGAAGAGCCCCAAAGCCAAGGAAAUCGUACUACCGGCGUGCGUACGCGCUUGAUUGAUUAGGCGGCAGCGAAAUGUGCCGAGGGACGACGGUGGGCGACGAGGGCGGCUUCCGGAACCUGCCGCCGCUCGGGGGCCGCAAGCGGCUCGACGUCCGCGCCUUCUACCUCCGCCUCUCUUCUUCCUCCGCGGCGGCGGCGCCCGCGGAGCUCUCGCUCGUCUACCGCCCGGCCAUCGGCGGGCCCGCGCUGGGGUUCCGCGGCCGCGCGCUGCCCCCGGCCUCCCCCGCGGACUCGACCCUCCUCCGCGUCCGCGUCCCUGGCGACGACGACGCGGUGGCGGCGGCGUACGCGAGCAACGACCGCGUCUCCGCUUCCGAGGGCGCGCGGUUCGAGGUGUACGCGGGGAAGGAGCUGGCGGCGGAGGGCGUCUUCUCCUUCUCCGGUGCCGUCAACCGGGGCGGGUGGCGCGUGGAGUGCCGCCGCGUUACGGCGGCCGUGGUGGUUGCGGAGGUGGUGGUCCUGGCCGAGGGCGGCGCCCUGUUCAGCGCCAGGGCGUCGUCGGCCGCGAGGCGGUGCGCGACGAGGCUGGAGGGGAUCCCGGAGGAGGCGUCGUCGUGCGAGUGCGGGACCUGCGCCGACGAGGAGUGGGAGGUGGUCGGAGACGACGACGACUCCGACGAUGAGUGGAAGGAGGCGGCGGAGAUGGAGUUGGAGUUGGAGACGGAGACGGUGCGGUGGGCGCUGGAGAUGGGGGCGUGGGCGGUGUGCGUCGGCGUCGGGCUGCUCGCUACCGCCAGGCGGUUCAGGCGGAGACGCGCGUUGUUCCGGUGACCCCAUCUGCAACGUCGUCAAGCGCCAGGAGCAAAUUCUUUGUUUUCUUUUUCACGAGUCAAGUGUAUUUACCAGAAUUUUGUCCGUCCUCUUUUUACUGGUACUCCCUUACUUCCUGUGUUAGUGCAAACUUGAAUUAAAACGGCCUAUUUAGAAAUGGAGGGAGGACACGUGAAUCGAUCAACAAA
Messenger RNA from Brachypodium distachyon (stiff brome), 1195 nucleotides. RefSeq lists its product as uncharacterized. NCBI's taxonomy places the organism in Eukaryota, Viridiplantae, Streptophyta, Magnoliopsida, Poales, Poaceae. The transcript has a single exon. Bases 249 to 1007 code for a protein of 252 amino acids. The record is from RefSeq and is a predicted model, not a curated record.